AUGUCCAACGCGCAUACUCUGAUCAACCUGCCACCGCCGCCGUCCGACCCGGUCACCCCUUCUGAUGUCCCGUAAGCCUGUUCUGCAGAUACCUUCUCCGAGUCCUAGCAAGACUGACUGCUCAGAUCUCGGAGCGGAACCCCCAACUCGACGACGACUUCCAUGUCGGAGCUGUCCACCGUCGCGAUCAAGGACGGUCACCGCGGCCACCUCCCCCACGGCCACGCCGGCCAUGCGCAGCACACGUCCUCGGGCCUCAGCAACCAGCUCGACGCCGAGCGCGCCGACCGUAUCUCCCGCCUCGCCGGCCUCGAACGCGUUACGACCGCCCGCAACCCUCUGACCCCGCAAGGCGCCAACCUCACUCCCGGUGCUGCCGCUCCCCCCCAACACCCCGCCGCCGUCUCCUACUUCGACGCAACCGGCAACCCCACCAUCGGCCGCGAGCGCAGCACCGUCGGCAGCGCCUCUGCCACAGGCAGUGUAGGCGCCCGCACCACGUGGGCCGGCAGCGAGGCAGGCGACAACAACUUCGACAAGAUGAGCGAGUCGCAAGACAUGGACAUGGACGCCUCCUCGGUCGGGGGCAUGAGCGAGGAGGGCACCCCGAGCCUGGUCGGCUUCGGCGAGGGAGCACGCACUCCCGCUCGCCAGAGCACCAUCAGCAGCCCGAGCAAGAGCGCCACCACGCCGCGCGACGCGCGCAUGAUCGACGGCAUGACCUACGACCAAGACGUGGCCGACACCACCACCAGCGACCUGCGCCGCUCCACCGCCAGCCCGAGCGGACAAGAGCAGGCGGAACGCAUCAUGCGGGAGAACAUGAACACCACGUCCGAGGACCGCAUGCGUCGCGGCACCAACGCUCGCGAUCUGGGCAGCUUCGGCUUCGAGAACAGCAAAUAG
Molecule: messenger RNA, 906 nt
Organism: Lecanosticta acicola
Lineage: Eukaryota; Fungi; Ascomycota; Dothideomycetes; Mycosphaerellales; Mycosphaerellaceae
Source: the annotation of a GenBank genome assembly